Neurospora tetrasperma FGSC 2508 is the source of this 702-nucleotide messenger RNA. RefSeq lists its product as uncharacterized. The transcript has 2 exons. The record is from RefSeq and is a predicted model, not a curated record. The coding region runs from base 1 to 702 and encodes 233 amino acids. Lineage: Eukaryota; Fungi; Ascomycota; Sordariomycetes; Sordariales; Sordariaceae.
AUGAGCUUCGAGCGUCCCCUCCGUGGUGGCUGCCAAUGCGGCCGCAAUCGUUACAUCAUCCAGUUUCCGCAAACCACUACACAGGCGGCGCAAGUCAUCUUCAACUCACCGCCCUCUCAAUAUAUCUCCCAUGCCUCACCAUUGGCUGCUUUCCUGCGGGUACCUUUGCCAUGGUACCAUAGCACGACGCUCUCGUUUGCUCCCGACGAAAGGACGUCGAUGAUCCAUCGCGCCUACACUUCUCCCUUUGAACAGCAUUCUAUGCGCCACUUUUGCGGUUUUUGCGGCACCCUCUUGUCUUACUGGUCCGAGGAACCUCGUAGCGAAGCUGAUUUUAUCCAGCUAUCGUUGAGCAGCCUGCAUCCAGAAGAUCUAGCGGACCUGGAAGACUUGGGUAUGUUGCCGGAUUCUGAAAGCGAGAAUGAACCUGAAACGAAGAAGCAAGAGGGAAAGGGAGAAGUAACGUAUAUCGGCCGACAGACUGUGGGAGGCCUACCCUGGCUGGACAGCUUGCUUGAGGGCAGCCGACUCGGUACUCUUCGCGCGGCCAAAGGUCGCAGCCAGAAUACGAGUGGUACAGUUCAAGUUGAAUGGGAAGUUAUGGAAUGGACCGAGGGUGAAAGCGGCUCCCCGAGCGGUUCCCCGAGAAACAGCAAGCGGAAGCUUGGUGACCGAGACGACGUAGCCCGGGUGUUAUCAUGA